This is a messenger RNA of Tarenaya hassleriana, 2465 nucleotides long. RefSeq names its product pentatricopeptide repeat-containing protein At3g29290. The transcript is spliced from 3 exons. The record is from RefSeq and is a predicted model, not a curated record. The coding region runs from base 515 to 2296 and encodes 593 amino acids. NCBI's taxonomy places the organism in Eukaryota, Viridiplantae, Streptophyta, Magnoliopsida, Brassicales, Cleomaceae. Gene Ontology annotation, molecular function: protein binding.
CUCUGGAACUAAACACCGCCCCUGAACAAUAUCAAAAAACCGAUCAGAUCUCCGGAUCACCAACGAGGAAACGAUCUUCACCAACACCAACCGACAGGGAUUAUCUACAAAAACGAAUCAGUAGCGUUUUCCCAGCUUGAUUUCAUCACGAGAAUCGGAUUACUACAGGAAGUUGUUCAUCCUUUCUGGUGGAAAACUGUUUUUUCCCCCUUGCCGCUUCUCUGUUGAAGGUAUUUGGUAAUGGUUAUUAAAUCUCUGCGCUGCUUGGACAGACAAAUUCAGGGUUAAUUUGCUCAGAUUCGAAGUGGGUAUUCCUCUUGCUGAUUUCUCCCGAGUUCCAAGUACCCAAAAGUUCGUGAAGUUCUCAACUUUUUCGGCAUAUGAUUCGCCACGUCAUCUUGAUUUUUCUCAUUCAACUGGAUUAUACUCUUCGCUACGUUGAUUCUGCUAAAGUGGUAAGCUCGAGGCGUAAAUUUCUGCGCUUUGUUCAAACAUCUCUCUGUUGGUAGUAUCAAUGGCGGAGGUUUUAUGGUGUCCUGUCUCAGCCACUGGUACAACGAGUCAGUUCACUUGUAGAUGGUAUCCCUCUAGGAAGAACUGGAGUGGUCGGAGAAUUGGGGAUUGGUCUUGCGGUCGCUCGUUCGACUUUACAUUGUCCAUAAAUCCGAAAAGAAGGCGUCUUGUUAAUGGUAGUGUGAAGAUGGAAUCAUUUACACCGAGUACAACCCCGAGGAUGUGUUUCAGUGACGUGAACAUUGAGCAAGGCAGUGAAAAUCUGGAUUCAGGGUUGGAUUUUGAGGGUGUUUUCAGGAAUGAGGAAGAAGAGCAAGAGAUUGGCUGCCAUGAACAGAAACCUGAUUCUCUGAGCAAUUUCUUAGUUCACCAGAGAUUAAAAGUUGAGCUUGAGUGUGAGGAUGAUUUGUCCAAAAGCUCGGUCAUGACAUUGGUGCCUGCUGGGACUGAGACUAGGAUCCAUUUUCUCGAGGAGAGGAAUGAAGAGAUUCUAUCGAAACGAAUUCUGAGACUUAGUAGGGUGAAUAAGAUCAGGAGUGCGACAGAGUUGUUUGAUUCGAUGAGGUUCUUGGGCUUGAAACCCAAUACUCAUGCCUGUAAUUCUCUACUCUCGUGCCUAUUGAGGAACAGGAAUCUCGGCAAAGCCUUCAGUGUCUUUCAGUUUAUGUGGACAAAAGAGAACAUCACAGGACAUACGUAUGGUUUGUUACUCAAAGCUGUUUCCGAGAUAAAGGGUUGUGAUUUUGCUCUGGAUAUGUUUAAACAGCUUGAAGGAGAUCCAAAGCAUAAGGUUUACUUCGAUGUAAUUCUGUACAACACAAUGAUUUCCAUAUGUGGAAGGAUGAACAACGCGAAUGAGGCGGAGAGGAUAUGGACAAUUAUGAAAGAAGAUGGCCAUAAGGGGACAGAGAUAACAUAUUCCCUGCUGGUAAGCGUUUUUGCCCGGUGUGGCAGAAACAAUUUAGCCCUCGAUGCUUAUGAUGAAUUGAUAGAAAACAAUAUCACACCAAGAGCUGAUACAAUGCAUGCAAUGAUAAGUGUGUGUGCAAGGGAAGAAAAACGGGAUUUGGCCCUAAACAUCUUUCAGAGUAUGUUAGAAAACGGGCUGAAGCCUAAUCUCGUGGCGUGCAAUACUUUGAUCAACUCGCUUGGGAAGGCGGGCAAAGUCAAGUUAGUGUUUAAGGUCUACGGUAUUGCGAAAUCUUUGGGUCAUAUACCUGAUGAGUACACUUGGAAUGCUCUUCUUACAGCCCUAUACAGAGCAAAUAGGUAUGUGGAUGUGAUCCAACUGUUCAAUGCAGUAAGAAGUGAAAAUCUGUGUCAACCGAAUGAGCAUUUGUACAAUACGGUUUUGAUGGCAUGCCAAAAGCUUGGUUCUUGGGAGAAUGCUAUCAAGCUACUGUAUGAGAUGGAAGGCUCGGGUUUAAAAUCAGUUUCAACUUCAUCGUAUAACCUGGUGAUUGGUGCUUGCGAGAAUGCAAGGUUACCGAAAGUUGCAUUGCAAGUUUACGAGCACAUGGUUCACAGGAAAUGUGAUCCUGACACUUUUACGCAUUUGUCACUCAUUAGAAGUUGCAUCUGGGGAUCACAUUGGGAUGAUGUCAAAGAAAUUCUCAAGAGGGUGGAACCUGAUGUGUCUCUUUACAACGCUGCAAUACAUGGGAUGUGCCUAAGAGGUGAGGUGAAGUUGGCAAAGAAGCUGUACUUAAGAAUGCGAGAGAUUGGUCUGAAACCGGAUGGCAAAACCCGAGCGAUGAUGCUUCAGAACUUGAAGAAAGACUGAUCUUAGUUCCAAAUGGUAUACGGUUUGAGACCCAAACCGUAUAUCAAACCUGUAUUCAAAUUGAUUUUUUAUUUAAACCGGGGCAAUGAUGCGUCAGAACUGUAAAAACGUGGAUUCUUUUUGUUCAUGCUUUUGACAUGAUCCAAUUAUAGAAAGCGUCCUUCCUCAA